GGCUGCUGGUGUGUGUGCUUUCCUUCAACGUGGACCAGAAGAACAGCCUUUCCUUCAGCGGGCCGCUGGAGGACAUGUUCGGCUACACCGUGCAGCAGUUUGAGAACAGCGAGGGAAAAUGGGUUCUCAUCGGGUCGCCGUUGUCGGGGCAACCGGCCAAACGGACCGGAGACGUCUACAAAUGUCCGGUGGGCAGAAACAACAACACGUGCGUCAAGCUGGAACUGCCCGAAAACACAACCGUUCCCAACUUGCGUGAAGUCAAGGAGAACAUGACCAUGGGAACCACGCUGGUGACCAAUCCCAGCGGAGGCUUUCUGGCGUGCGGUCCUCAGUACGGCUACAUGUGCGGGGAGCAGCAGUACAUCUCGGGGGUUUGUGCCAACGUCAGCUCCUCCUUCCAGAUCCUCAACUCCAUAGCACCAGCAGUGCAAGAAUGUUCAAAGAAUCUGGACAUCGUGCUGGUCCUGGACGGCUCCAACAGCAUCUACCCCUGGGAGAGCAUCGUCAAGUUUGUGUUGGGCUUCCUCAAUAAAACCCAGAUCGGACCACAGCUCUCACAAGUGGGAAUAGUGUCCUACGGAGAAACCGUGAGUCACCUGGUCAACCUGAGCCAGUUCGACAACAGCAAGGACCUGCAGCAGUUCGUCAAAGGCCUCCCCCAGCACACCGGCAUGAAGACGCGCACCUUCCUGGCCAUCGACACGGCCAGGAAGGAGGCCUUCAUGCCGGAGCGGGGGGCGCGGCCGGGCGCCAAGAAGGUGAUGGUGAUCGUCACCGACGGGGAGUCGCACGACUUCUACGACCUGCAGCGCGUCGUGGGCCAGUGCGAGGAGGACGACAUCGAGAGGUUCGGGAUAGCUGUUUUGGGAGACUACAACCGACAGAACAAAACGGCGGAGGAAAUGCAGAAGUUCAUCAGAGAGAUCGAGCUGAUUUCCAGCCCGCCGUUAAGGGACCACUUCUUCAACGUGUCUGACGAGUUUGCUCUGCUGAACAUCGUGGAUACGCUGGGGAACAGGAUUUUUGCCCUGGAAGCCACCACCAGCAACUCCACGUCCUCCUUCGAGAUGGAGAUGUCCCAGACCGGGUUCAGCGCUCACGCCUCCAAAGACGGCGUGCUGCUGGGAGCAGUGGGCGCCUACGACUGGAACGGGACGGUGGUGAUGCAAACCGGGGGGAGUGUGAUCGAGCCGGAAAAAAACUGGUAUUACGACCCAGAGUCUGAGGGCAGGUACGAAGGACUGGCGGGGUACCUCGGCUAUGAUGUCCAGUCGGCGUCCACCCCGAAAGGAGAGCUGUACAUCACGGGGGCCCCCCGCUACAACCACACGGGCCGCGUGGUCAUCUACCGGCUGAACAAGAAGAACAAAAUCGUCGUUUCACAGACACUGAAAGGAGAGCAGAUCGGCUCCUACUUUGGCAGCGUGCUGCAGACGGUGGACAUCGACGGGGACUCCUACACUGACCUGCUCCUGGUGGGAGCCCCCAUGUUCAUGGGCUCAGAGAGGGACGAGCAGGGCCAGGUCUACGUCUACAAACUCAGCCAGGAGGGCCGGUUCCAGCACCAGUUCACCCUAAAGCCCGUGAACCAGACCUGCUGCUCGGGGAAGUCGUCCGGCUGCAGGAACGAGCCCUGCGGCGCCCGCUUCGGCACCGCCAUCGCCGCCAUCUCCGACCUCAACCUGGACGGCUUCAACGACGUGGCCAUCGGCGCCCCCCUGGAGAACGACCACCGGGGGGCCGUCUACAUCUACCACGGGGACAAGGCCUCGCUCAGGGAGAAGUUCGUCCAGCGCAUCCCUGCGGGCGGGGACGGGGAAAAGGUCAAGUUCUUCGGCCAGUCCAUACACGGCGUGAUGGAUCUGAACGGAGACGGGAUCACAGACGUGACCAUCGGGGGCCUGGGGGGGGGCCUCCCUCUUCUGGUCGAGAGACGUCGCGGAGCUGCGUGCCAACAUGACCUUUAACCCCCGGAAGAUCAGCCUGCAGAAGUCCCAGAACCAGUGCGAGCACGGGGACCGGAGGUCCGCCUGCGUGAACGCCACCGUGUGCUUCCACUACCACGUCAAGUCCGACAACAAGGCCCGAGACGAACCGGCAGAGAUGGGCUACACCUUGGUCCUGGACGCUCUGCGGGCGCUGUCCAGGGCCACCGUCAUCGACGGGGACAAGAGCGACCGUAAGAUCUCCAGGACCUUCCAAAUCCGGCACGGAGAGGGGAAAUGCAUGAAGGAGACCAUCAUGAUGUCGUCCGUACUGGAUUUCCGCGACCCCCUGUUGGUGUCUUUGAAGUUUGGACCAACGAAAGAGGACCAAGGCCCGGUUCUGGAUGAAAGCCUCCCCAAAUCCAUCAACAAAACAAUUCCUUUGGUGGACUGUGGAGACGAUAAGAAGUGCAUCACUGACCUCUCCCUCAAAGCAAAACCCAGUGUGAAAAGCGCGGUGAUAAAAGCCACCGCGAAAGACAAGAUCGAUGUGAACGUCAGCGUCAAAAACAAGCGAGACAACGCCUACAACACCAGAGUGGUGCUCAGCUUCACGCCCAACGUCGACUACGUGAAAGUAGAGCCGGAAAUGGUGUGCACCCUGAACCACACCAGGCUGGAGUGUGCGGUGGGAUACCCCUUCCUGGGCAACAACGUGGAGGAGCAUUUCAAAGUGCGGUUUGAGACCAACCCCAAACACAUCCAGGAGGAGAUUCAGAUCCAGGUGAAAGCCACCAGUGACAGCGAGGAGCAGCUCUCCACACUGGGAGACAACAGCGUGCAUAUCUCCAUCCCGGUGAAAUAUGAAGCCGGGGUCAUAUUUACAGUAGAUUACACGGAAGUGCACGUGGAGGUGGCGGAGGGCGAACAGCACGCGCCCUCGUUCAACGACACCAGCAUGAUCGGAGAGGAGGUCAACAUCAACUACAAGGUGGAGAAGUCAGGUGACAUGGCCACGCCCCCCCUCCGGCUGACGGUGGCCUACCCUAAACUGUCUCCUCUGAAGAACCGGCUGCUCUACCUGACCCACGUCACCACCAGCCCAAAGGUGAAAUGUGAGGCGGCACAUUUGAUCAACCCGGAUAAAAUCGGGCCCGGCGUUCUGGUCCCCAAACCCAAGAAAGAGACGCUGGGCUUCUACGUGCUGCAAUGCGGAGCGACCGACUGCGCCUCCUUCCGCUGCCUCAUCUCUGAAGCCAACACCAGCCAGGUCAACGUCACGUUCAGGGUCUGGAAACCCACCUUCAUCAAGGGGGAGUUUUCCAGUCUGUCCAUGAUGGUGAACGCCACGUUAAAUAUAGAAAACGCCCACCUGUUCGAGCUGGGGAGCAAUGAGAGACCCAGGAGUGUGAGGAUCCAGGUGUCCAAGCAGACCGUGGGAGGAAUCCCCAUCUGGAUCAUCAUCCUCAGCAUCCUGAUAGGACUGUUGAUCCUAGCGCUUGUCAUCUUCAUCCUCUGGAGGUUGGGCUUCUUCAAGAGAAAAUCCCCAAACUACUCAGAAAAAGAGGACAUGAUGGACUGAGAACUGAUCCCAGAUGGAGGAGACGCCAUAAGACCCUCAGACACCUCAGUGCUUUGACCCACUACCUGGAAAACGCAGUUAGCAUCGCAGUUUUUUCUGCCUUGAUGUGUGAAACAAUCUUUUCCAAAACUUUCCCAGCUCUUUUUGUACUGCUUUAAUCUCCAGGUGACCAGACUCUGAAUCCCCACGUACAAAUCAAAGAGCGUCCUUAUUAUUUCCCUGCAGAAUUUUUUUUUAAUCUGUUGAUAAAGUGUCAUUUCUUUGCAUCCCAUGCAGCAGAUUUACAGCAUUUUCAAAGCUCCUUUACCUCCAUUCCAGCUGUAGAGGAACAAACGGUCUCAGGUUUUCCACGACGAGGAUCCAAAGUUGCCUAAACCACCUUAAAAAAAAAGACAAUAUGUGAAUUUUACACACGCUGGACUCUUAUAUGCAAACGGUUUGCUUGAUAGAUUUUUAUGAAACACUGUAUAUUUGAGCAUUUGUAUACCUUUUUUGUUGUUGUUGCAGAGGUUUUUUUGAUUCAAUCCCAGGGCACAUGUUUUAGUCGAAGCUUUUGGCCAAAUGUGGAAAACUGAAGGCUCCACUUGCCUUUUCCAGUCGCCUCCGAUCUUCCGAGAGAACAAGGAGGCAGCAAAACUUCGAUUGUACUGUAAAUACAAGUGCUCACAGAUGUAAAGCUUUAACAAUGUAAAUAAUUGAGUUAGCCUUUAAUUUAAUUUAGUUUUCUUUUUGCUUUUUUUUUUUUGUAUCAAAUGUUAUUUCUGUUGAUUUUGCUCAGGUGCUAGACGUAUAAUGACUGAUGACAUUCACAUUUGACACAAAAAAAAAAGCCUUUUGUCACGAAUUCAGAGUUAAUGCAAAUAUGUAAAUAGUGUUAUAUUUUGAUGAAAACUGACCGUAUAACUAUAAUGUACUGAAAUAUACACAGAAAUGAGGGUUUGUAUCCACUAUUUGAUUUGAAUUGAUUGAAAAGGAUUUUGAUUAUGAUGCUGAUCAAGGUGGGAUAUAUUUUCUUUAUUUGACUAAAUAGAGGAGGUAAAUGUCUGCCUGUGCCUCUGGUAAAGUUAUUACAAAACAUUUGCACACUGUAGGCUCACUGUCACCCCCAUAAGCAAUACACAGUACCUUAUUCAUCCAGGUUCUCGGCCCUGUUUUUGUUUCCAGUCGUUGCACAGAUACACAGUGUGUUUGAAGAGAUGCUGGGGGAGAAAGUUUCCUACCUCUCCUCAGACUUUUUCCUCCCCUGGCAGGAAAAGGUUGAGGAGAAAUAGCAGAAAGGAGGAGACGGUUUUCUGAGCGUUUAGGUCCUCCUCAGCUCUCGCCUCCACUGUAAACACGAAGCACAUGUGAUCAAUUGUAUGUACAGAAGCUAUAAGCGUCGGCUGUUGUAGGAUUGUAUCGCCACAUUGGGUUUACGCGCGAGGAGGAGGGAGAGGCACAAAGUGGAAGUUGUGAGCUCCAGGCCAGCCCUCUACACUGCUGUGAAGCCUCCAUUGUAAUGCACUGGUUUGUCCGACAUGUAUGUGUCCUCAUCAGCACAGAAAUGAGUUAAAUCUUGUGUACAAAAAUAAAGACUUUUUAUGGAA
Menidia menidia (Atlantic silverside) is the source of this 5096-nucleotide messenger RNA. The record is from the annotation of a GenBank genome assembly. Lineage: Eukaryota; Metazoa; Chordata; Actinopteri; Atheriniformes; Atherinopsidae.